AUGGCAUUCCAGCCUACACCGGCAGAUAUAUCUGUCGUCAUAACAGCGGCAUCAACAGCCCGAGGCACCGACACAGAACCAAGAUUCCUCAACGAGCGCCGCGUAACCCCAACAUGGACCCUAACCCAGCUAAAAAGCAAGCUGGAAACCAUGACUGGCGUCCCACCCAGCUCCCAAACCCUCCGCCUCAAGAGCCCCGGCCACCCAGCCCAAUGGAUGGAAGGCGAGGACCGACUCCUCAACUCGUGGGCUCUAAUGAAAGGCUGUGAAAUCGAGGUCCACGACUCCCGCCCUCAAUCCAUGCGCCCAAAUUACACGGACCUAUCCUCCAACCAAAAGCUCGGCCGUUUCGAUCCAACCGCCCUCUCGCCUGAAGAGUCUCUGCGCAACCAGGUCGAGAAGGAUCGGAGUGAGAUUUCGACUAAAGGCAUCGCCGUUUCCGCACGCGCUAUUAUCCUGCCCUCCUCGCCGCCGCAUAUUCGGCGGGGAACGGUUCGGUUUGUCGGGCCUGUGCCGGGCAUUCCUGUUACUGGUGCGGGACGGGAGAUGGAGCGGGAGGGCGAGAUUCCUGCAGAGUUACAGCCUAUCUGGGUUGGUAUUGAGUUGGACGAGCCGACGGGGAAGAAUGAUGGGAGUGUUGGGGGAAAGCGGUACUUUGAGUGUCUAGAGAAGAGGGGUGCUUUUGUUAAGCCUGAUAAGGUGCAGAUUGGGGAUUUUCCUCCUUUGGAUUUGGAUGAUGAGCUUGAUGAUUUGAUGGAGGAGAUCUAG
Penicillium manginii is the source of this 768-nucleotide messenger RNA. Its product is annotated as TBCB family protein. Gene Ontology annotation, molecular function: microtubule plus-end binding. The transcript is spliced from 4 exons. Gene Ontology annotation, cellular component: microtubule plus-end; cytoplasm; nucleus. The record is from RefSeq and is a predicted model, not a curated record. The coding region runs from base 1 to 768 and encodes 255 amino acids. NCBI's taxonomy places the organism in Eukaryota, Fungi, Ascomycota, Eurotiomycetes, Eurotiales, Aspergillaceae. Gene Ontology annotation, biological process: cytoplasmic microtubule organization.